Diprion similis is the source of this 1402-nucleotide messenger RNA. Its product is annotated as chromosome partition protein Smc-like. The record is from RefSeq and is a predicted model, not a curated record. Bases 62 to 1402 code for a protein of 446 amino acids. The transcript is spliced from 7 exons. NCBI's taxonomy places the organism in Eukaryota, Metazoa, Arthropoda, Insecta, Hymenoptera, Diprionidae.
AAAAAAGAUUGACGAGUAUCGUUCAAAAUGUGAAGAGCAGCAAGCUACGUCUGUACAAUAUAUGGAACAGGUCAAAUACUUGACUACCACUUGCUGUGAGCUGGAGAAGGAAGAAGCGAAAUUAAACGCUGAGCUUCUUGAAUCAAACAGCUCAGAUCUUGCGUCCAUUUCAGCGAAAGAUUCAGAAUUAGCUGAGUGCAGAAAGCAAUUGGAGGAUUUAAGAUCGAAGGUCGAAAAAACGUCCGAAGAAUUUAUCAAAAUUACCGCGGAUAAUAAAAACUUAUCUGAAACUGAAGUCAAAUCUGUUGAGAAAAUGAACAGCUUGACGGAAAAGUUACAAAAUAAAAACGGCGAGGUAGCAAAACUAGACGCCGAUCUUAGUAAUGCUUUAAAGGAGCAAGAAGAAUUGUCAUCGAAUUGUGAGAGCCUUAACGUACAGUUGAUAGCGCUGAAAGACCAAACUUGUCGGACUAAAGCAGAAUUUGAAACAUGGGAAUUAACACAAAAUCAAAAACUUAGAAACAUAUCUGAAUUGAACAAACAACUUGCUACGUCUGAGCAUGAUUUGAAAGAUGUCUCCGACUAUGUGACCCAACUCGUUUCAGAACUCGCUAAUAAAGAAGCGAAACAUUCUGCAAAAUUGAAUCAAUAUGAGAAGACUAUUGAAGAAAAGGAUUGUAAAAUUACAGAAUGUUCAAAAACGCUCGUAAAUUUGCAAAGAAAAAAAAAGCGCAAUGAAUUGGAGUAUAAAAAGAAACUGCAGAUAAAAAAAAACUUGGCGGAGCAAUGUCAAGUAGCUGGGCAUACAAAAGAGAUCCAGGAACAGAAAGCAAAAAUCGAUAUUCUCAAAAAUCAGAUAUCGGUUGAAAAGCUGAAGCUUGAGCAAAACGGUUUGAAAGAAAAAGAAUUGAAUAAACAGAAAGAAAUCGAGGAUUUGAAGUUAGCGGAAUUGCAAUCCAAAUUUUCCGAUCUUAAAGCCAAAUACUCUGCUGCUAAAGAACAAAACAACGAUCAUCGUAUCAAAUUGCAGAAAAUUCAAGAGGCGAAGCAAAUUACGAACACGGGGACGACGUCGCUAUCAGUCCUCUCAAGUCCACUCCUCGGAAUGAGUUUCGCUAAACCCGAGGGAAGUAUGAUAUCAUCGACACCCGUUCAUAGUCCGCCUGGGACUGAAAUGACACAUUUUGAUAUACCUUCCGACCUAAGUAGCAUUGACGGAAUGCAGACAAUUGCAGAAAUAGAACGCGGGUAUGAAACGUUGAGUCAGUCUAAUAAAACCGACGCUGCAAAAUUGAAUCAAACAGAUAGGACAGAAAAUACUGGCUCAAACUCAUCUGCAAUUGGUGUGGUACCACAACAGAGAAAUAUAAAAUCUUACAAACCAUGUUACAGACGAAAGUAA